UUCUCUCUCACUACAAACUACAAUACAGAGCAGAUCAAAAAAAAUCAGUUAACCGGAAAAAAAAAAUGGCUGGAGGUCUCGGAAAAUGCAGUAAGAUCCGUCACAUUGUGAGGCUGAGACAGAUGCUCCGACGGUGGCGCGACCAAGCGAGGAUGUCUUCUUCUUUCAACCGCUGUGUACCGUCAGAUGUACCGUCAGGACACGUGGCGAUCUACGUUGGAAGCAGUUGCAGGAGAUUUGUAGUGCGCGCGACGUACCUGAACCAUCCCAUCCUUAGGAACCUUUUGGUCCAAGCUGAGGAAGAGUUCGGUUUCGUUAACCAAGGUCCGUUGGUUAUCCCUUGCGAAGAAUCGGUUUUCGAGGAAUCGAUUCGGUUUAUAUCCCGGUCUGAUUCGACCCGGUCAAGACGGUUUACUUGUCCCGAUGAUUUUCAGAAGAAUUGCCACGUGGUGGGGAUUAGUAGCAAGAUAGAUCUAUGGAUCGAAUCUCGACCGUUACUUCACGGCGUCUCCGACAACAAAGCCGUGUGGUGAUUUUUUUCAACGGAUCACUUUGACGGCGUCGUACAGAAGAGUAAAUAGAGACAAAAUAAAACGAGAGCCGGUUCGGACCCGGUUCGACUUGGAACGAGUAAUGUUAAUAAUCGAAGCCAAUUUUGAAAUAAUCGUCAUUGACUCCGGUUCGUUGUGGUUUUGUUUUUUUCUUCUUCUAUUUAUUUAUUGAUGAGGCGGCGGAGUGUAUUUGCGGUGGCUCGGAGAUGGCCGUGAAAGGUGGGUGAGUCAUUCUACCGAGUCGUCCCGGGUUCGAAUGUGAUUUUAAAAUUGGUUAUUUGGUUGUAUAUUCUGCAAUUUCCAUUAAAAUUGUAGUAAUCAUUAUUAUUGUUGGAGAAAUUUUCAAUAUUCUAACAAUCAACAACGUGUAUAUUCCAUUACCA
Molecule: messenger RNA, 934 nt
Organism: Camelina sativa (false flax)
Lineage: Eukaryota; Viridiplantae; Streptophyta; Magnoliopsida; Brassicales; Brassicaceae
Product: protein SMALL AUXIN UP-REGULATED RNA 12
Biological process (GO): response to auxin
Source: RefSeq, a predicted model, not a curated record